UCGCCGGGGAUCCUGCAGUCUUCCUGAAGAGUUCGUGUGUUCCAGAGAAGAGUUCCAAAGUUUUACGAUCAUCCGUUUUAAUCCUCGGUCAAGGGAUUCGCAUAGAUCGAUCCUCGAGUUGAUCCUGCUAGAGUCUUCCGUCUAGUGUUUCGUGUUUGUCGUGAAGAUCUAUGUGUCCAUGAGGUGCAAAGUCUUAGAUUGCCAAGGCAACACCCCGACCUUCUUGCCCAGUGUCAGACUUGCUAAAAAUCUCCGGACUCGCAAGGGCAGUCGACGUGGUAACACUGCAAACCGCUUAGAACUUUUGGUUCUGGUUCAUUUGCAUCACGUGCCAUAGAGGCUUCGAUCGGAGCAGAAUUUCACGUUGGUGGUGUCUCAUCGCUUCAGCAAAUUCUGAGGAUCUUGGAGUUUGUGAUCAUUCAUUCGAGUCGAUAGUUGAAGGAAGCUCGAGGACGCUCGAAGGGAAUCAAGAUGGUCUACACUAACAUCGCGACUUCGACGAUCAAGGCUGCUUACCCCGACGUCAAGUACUUGUUCCGUUUAAAGCUUUCGAAGGACAAACAUGGCCAGGCAUCGUCGGUGUACCAACCGCAAACGGCGCAGCCGGCGAAAAACGAGAAGUAUGGCUCCUGGGGUCCGAUCUACAAGAACAAGCAGAACUUCGUCGACAUGCAUCUCUGCUAACACGCACUAUCACAGCUAAUGGUUCCAGCCGCGUCUUCAGGCUCUAAAAUAAUCGCACCUCCGGAAAUCGUGAUCAUUCCGCCGGAAUUUCGACAAAAAUGGCGGCCGGAACGGAAUCUAACUCGACGCAGCAUCGCACAUUUGAUAAUGUAUGAAUAAACGUCUACACCACCAUAAUUAGAUCGUGUUAACCCUGCCUCGGUAAUGAUAAGGGAAUAUUUAUAAUUAGAUUGCUAGAGUUAUGGAGAUCUAUACGAUAAGUGGUCCUCCUGUGAGUCACAGUUACGCGAGAGUAAAGUUUUCUCCUUUGUUUUUCAUUUUUUUCUUUUUUUUUUAAUUAAUGCUGUUCUUGAUGGCAGUGUUUGAGCAAGAGACGAUGUUAGACAGAGGACGAACGAGAUGUCAGAAAAAAGUGCAUCGUGCUCUAGUUCCGGCGGAUACGACGAAGACAAAGAACUCGGAAAAAAUAGCCCGUUCCCUAAAGCCGACUGGGUGUCGGUUAAGAUGACGCGUUGGAAUGGAGCAGCCCUACCAAUUUCCACAUCAUCGAACACCAUACCUACUCCAAAUUCAAAUUCCACAAACAUAUCUUGUAUGUUUUCCCGUUAUACGCUUAUUUUCCUUUCGCCGUUUUCGGAACCGUAACACGGUCUUUGGGCGUUUAAGUAGAUACUUCCGACUUGGUCAGACACGAGUGUCACGUAUGCGCUGGUCAUUGCUGACCCACACACAGUACAAAUAAUUAACGCUGACACUGCCGGUCGAAUGAGUUGAAAUUAUGCAAAUGCUCAUGGCAAAUGAUUGAGCAAAGUCUAAAUAUAUUCUUGCAACACAUGUUCGGUGAUACAUUUUAGUCAAAUUCGACGCUUCAUACAUUUUCAGUUAAAAUUCUCGAUCGAAUGUUCGAAUGUAGUCGAACAAAUUUAUAUUUCCUAAAAAGAUAUUGCAAAAUUGACUGUGGUUUAAUACUAUAAAUAGAUACGACAAAUGAUGGCAGAAUGGAAUGGGCUAGAAUGCAAAGUUUCGUUCAACGAAAUCAAUAUUUCAAAUUCCUGAAUGAGAAAUGACAAAUCUUUUUUGAAAUGAUCAACGUAGACACAGUCGCAGAACGCACAGAAGAUUUCACGUACCAGCGUCAAAGUUCCAACAAUAAACAUUAUUGUCAAUGCAUAAAUAUUUUCUAUCAUAAGAGAUUACAGAAAUUUCACUCCAUGUCUUACUGAAUUCUAAAAAAAAAAAGAAAAAAACAUCGACGAUCACGUCGAACGAGGAAAACACACGAAAUGUGUCCAGAAAUAGAUGUUUGAAAAUUGGCACUUCGUUCAAGGCUGGUGGUUUCGGAAAAGCAUCGAUUCAUCGAAAGCCCAUGGUUUCCACCCCGUUCCGGUGAAAAUAGUAGGGGGGAAAGCCCCGGGGCGUUUGGUGGGGAAACGUCGGGAGGAAAAAGAAGGCUCCUGGACAAACGGGGAGGACGAGUGCAACGUGGUGCAGUCGUUGAAAGCGCGUCGACUGGCUCGGUCUUCCUCUGAAUGGAGGGUCGGGGGAGGAACAGUGCCUCUCGAAGCCGGACGAUCCGCGUAUCUGCCCACCCUCUCUAAUUUAUUUAUUUAUCCGCGAAGUACCGGUGUGACGGUGCCAUCGACCGCCGGGGGGAAAAUUAUUUUUUAACUUCGCGACGGAGUUGUGCGUCGGGGACGGUACACAGGACGGAACACAAGACGGAGACAACAGGAGAAAGAAGGAAAAGUGUCGUUGCUCCGUUGGAACGCGAGAUACCCGAGAGAGAGUCGACGUCCCGACGCUGCUAUUUCGAGGCUGAAACACAACCGGCUGAUUGGCGAAUGCGGUGUAAGAGACCAUCGUGAAUUUAAGGAUCAACAAAAUGAGGGCACGAGAUUCCAUGGUCUACACCCCGGUGUCCCUAGGACCGGACACCGACGACGAGGAAACCCUAGUCAACGCUGAAGUUUACAUCAAUGACCUGGCGCAGAUCCGGGCGCUGGUGGAGUCGACGGGGAUGCUGGGUGGCUCGACGUGCCCUUCCUGCGAGAUGCCGUUCGACAAAGGGAAGAAGCGUCGGCUGAUCGACUCCUGCGGACACGAGCGUUGCUACUCGUGCCUGUUCCGGAGCGAGGCCUGCCCGCUGUGCCUCCGCGCGGACUUCAACGACGAGGAUGGCCUGGAGGGGCCCUUCAGGGACGUGCUCGCCGGGUCCUCAGGCCCCAUGUCCAUCCUCGCGCCCACGGACGGCUGGAUCGAUGAGUCAUCGACGGUGAACUCUCUCUGCGGCAGCCCCAGACCACGCACGAAAGUCACCACGAGAGCAAACCUCCCGUCACGAGUCAUGCACCAACGGGACGCCGACGAGUCCUCUUUGGUAGCUAAAGGCUCGAGGGGCAAACAAUCGGCUCAGCCGGAGUCCUCCUCGGGGUCUCAGGGCCGACAGAAGCUGCAAAUCAUGACGCAAAGCUGCCCGACGCCCCCGAAUCAAAGGAAAAGGUUCUUCCUGAACCCGAAGGUGCUGAGGAGCUCGUUCGUCCCCCAGAGAUCGUCCAGAAGAGGUGCCUCGUCCCCCGAACCCGUCGCCAACGACAACCCCUCCGCCCUUUCAGUUUGGAUGACCUCCUCUUGGGAAGGGAAGUCAAGAUGGCCGGGUGUAGUGCUGGGGAAAAUCAAAUCUUUGUGGAGCAGCAGUCAAGGGACGGCGAGCGACGGUCUGAACCAGCUGAUCGAGCCGAGGAGCAAACUCACAGAUGACGAGGGCGGCUGCGUGAAGCCCCUGACCUCGAAGACCAGAAAGUCCUCGCAGUCGGACCUGUACAUGAGGCUGGGACUCCUGUUGGGCAGCAAUCAUUCCCGCGCCAGCAGCAACGUGGACACCAGCGACCUCCCCGGAGCCCCGAAUCGCUCCAGCGCCGGCGCCUGUCAAUCCAGGGUGCCGAUUCAAAGUCACGACAGCUCGGCGGCAUCGUUCAGCAGCCUGACGAGCUUCGAGACCCAGACCCUCGCUUCGACCAACACCAGCCCGGUCUCCACGUUGACCGGAACGUCCAGCGAAGCCGAGGCCGCCGCUGCCUUGAGAUGUCCCAUCAAACCGAAGUCGAAGGCCAAGGGCAAGAGCAAGUCCAGGGACUGCGACAGCGCCGGAAGCCUGGCUUCGAUUUCGACGUCGGUUUCCGCGUCCACUUCCAUGUCCAUGUCGAUGUCCGUGUCCGUUUCCGGGCUGUCGAACGGCAGCUCCAGCCCCCUAACUCCCAGAAGACAUUCCGUGAACGCCUCGCAGGCUGGACAGUCCGACGAGCCUGGACAGUCCUUCAAGAAUCGGAGGUCCUGCGCCAGGAGGUCGGCCAGGACCGGAAACGUGAAGGGUGCCGUAGACGCCAAGCUGCGCUUUAUGCAACACCACGCGACCCAGCUGACCCUGAAGCCCCUCUUCUUCGAGGUACCCCUCCUGGAAACAGACCCGCUGUUCACCGGUCGCCAAUGGCUGUUGCACGAGAUCGAGUCCGUGGUGAACGGGUCCAGUCCCGGUGUCCUGAUCUCAGGGUCCCCUGGGACCGGCAAGACCGCGUUAGUCCUCCAACUGGUGGAGCACAGUUGCUUCGGCAGAAGGAGGGAGCAAUCUCUUCCGUCGGACAUCGCGGAAGAUCUCAAGGAUAAGGAGAAGCCUGGCUGCGCUACUGCCCUGCAUGCUGGAAUCCGCAAUACUAACGAGAAGGUGAGAGAACUGGCUGGCCACGUGGUCGCCUAUCACUUCUGCCAAGCGGACAACAACAGCACCUGCCUGGUACCUGAUCUGAUACACUCUCUGGCAGCUCAGCUCUGCCAAGCUCCUCAGCUGAUCUCCUACAGAGAGUACUUGCUCUCCGAACCACACAUUCAAGGCUCCUUGUCGCAAAGGGAGUGCACCGUGGACCCUGAUCUGGCACUGUCCAGAGGCAUCAUCGAGCCUUUGUCCACUCUGAAGAAGAUGAACAGGCUGCCGGACUCGAACAUGGUGAUCCUCAUCGACGCGGUCUGCGAGGCAGAGUACCACCGACCCGACAGAGGCGACACAAUAGCAUCCUUUCUGACAAGGCACGCGCCCAACUUCCCCAGCUGGCUGAAGAUCAUCUGUACAGUUCGGACACAGCUGUUGGAGUGCGCGAAGCAGCUACCCUACACCCGGGUCUCCCUGGACAAGGUCCCGAACGACAGCACCGGGAACAACGUCACCCGGGACCUAUCCGAUUACAUAGGCUACAGGCUGGCCCAGAGUCCCGCCAUUCAAACGAACGUCACGGCGUCCGUGAACGGCAAAGCAGAAUCGUCUUGCAGCGCGAACCAGACUCGGUUCUCCUCGCACCUGCUGGCGCUGGCCAGGGGCAGCUUUCUCUUCGCCAAGCUGACCCUCGAUCUUAUCGAGAGCGGACACUUGGUGGCUAAAUCCGCCAGCUACAAGGUGCUGCCCGUGUCCCUGGCGCAGAUAUUCCAGCUACACUUCAAUCUAAGGUUCCCGACGGCCACGUCCUUCGACAGGGUCCAGCCUCUUCUCGGCGUUUGCCUGGCCGCGCUGUACCCGCUCACCCUGCCGGAGAUCUUCUACUCUGUCAACUCGCUGAACACCGACCGAUUCGUUUCAUGGGAGGAUUUUCUGCAGAGAUUCAAAAUGCUCUCUGGCUUCCUCGUGAAACGGCUGGACAACACGUACAUGUUCUUCCACCCGUCGUUCAGGGAGUGGUUGAUGAGAAGGGAUGAGGGAGAAUCGACGAAGUUCCUGUGCGACCUGAGGCUGGGUCACGCCGCGAUCGCGUACAGGCUGUCGCGGCUCCAGGCACCGUUAGACGGCGACAAAGCGUUGGAACUGGGUCACCACAUACUGAAGGCGCACGUUUACAGAGGCGUCGCGCCUUGCUGGCCUUCGCGCGAUCUCCAGGCGAUCUGGUUAGCAUCGUCCACGGAGUGCGUCUCGUCCGCGCUCUGCACCCUGAGGAACAUCUACAGCCCGAACGUGAAGGUGUCGAGGUUGCUUUUGCUGGCAGGAGCAUCCCCUAACCACAUCACCGAGUACCUGGGCAACGCUCCAGCUCUGUGCAUGUACGCCCACGAAGGCUCCGUCGAGAUGGUGUCCCUGCUGCUAGAAUUCGGCGCUGACGUCGAGCUGACGAACAGCCAAGGCUGCACUGCGCUGUCGUUGGCCGCCGCUCGAGGACACUGCGACGUUGUCAGAAGGUUGGCCGCCGCUGGGGCGUCUUUGGGGCACGCGGACAUGGCAGGUCAGUGUCCCCUGGUGCACGCUGCAAGGCACGGGAGGCUGUCGGUGGUCGGCUACCUGCUGGCCUGUGAUUGGGUGAUUCCAUCGGGCGAGAGCGAGCCGGAGAACUCGCAGGAAAUGAGCAGGGAGGAAGCAGCCCAGCAAGCUGUGGUAGCAGCCGCUGCUCAAGGCCACGAGUCCAUCGUCGAAUAUCUCCUGGACAUGGCCGAGGUCAUCGUGGACAGGCCCGACACCCUGAUCGGCGAGACCGCGCUGACCAUAGCAGCUGCGAACGGGUCCACCGCCACGGUUUCCGCUUUGCUAGCUCGCGGUGCUAGACCUACGGCUGUGAACGCCAAAGGACUGUCUCCUUUGAUGCUUGCCGCGAGGGAGGGCCACUGGGGAACUGCUGAGAGAUUCCUUCAAGGUACGCUGUCCAGCAGUACAGACACGAUCCUGGACGAUGCUGUGACCCUCCUGGAUCAGAGAGACCUCGCUGGACGCACCGCCCUCAUGCUAGCCGCGUCCGAAGGUCAUACGAACCUGAUCGAAUUGUUCCUCGACAAGGGCUCCAAGUUGGAGAGCAGGGACAAAGAGGGACUCACUGCCCUUUGCUGGGCCUGCGUCAGGGGAAGGCUCACUGCUGUGCAGAACCUCAUCGACAGGGGCGCAGAUGUCAACACCAGCGACAACACUGGCAGGACUCCUUUGGACUUGGCUGCGUUCCAGGGCAAUCCGAAAUUGGUGCAACUGCUGCUGGAAAAGGGAGCCGCGGUGGAACACGUGGACCUUCACGGCAUGCGACCACUGGACCGAGCCAUAGGCUGCCGAAACAUCCCCGUGGUGCAGUGUUUCCUGCGGCGGGGUGCUAAACUGGGCCCGGCCACCUGGGCGAUGGCUGCCGGGAAGCCCGACGUGCUUCUGAUCCUCUUGAACAAGCUGCUCGAGGACGGGAACGUGCUGUACCGGAAGAACAGGCUGAAGGAGGCGUCGCACAGGUACGCCUACGCCCUGAGGAAGUUCCCCGUGUCGCCGGAGGAAGACUGCCAGGGUCAGGAGCACGACCACAUGAUGCUGCAGCUGCAGACGUUCGCGCAACUACGGCUGAAUUUCUUGCUCAACCUUAGUCGAUGCAAGCGCAAGAUGAAUGAAUGUGCGGAAGCAAUCGAGCUCGCUGACGAGGCUCUAAAGGUUCGGCCAGUGUCCUACGAGGCCUUCUACGCCAGGGCGAAGGCUCGCGUCGACUCGGGACUGCUGGAGGAUGCUCUGUCCGAUGUCCAGGAGGCUCUGCAGAUUGCUCCACCCCAGAACAGGCAGGAUCGCCGCGUCCUCGUUGCCUUGAGAGAUGAGAUCAUCUCCAGAUUGGACGGUUUGGGGACCAGCAAAGGAACCUGCGACUCCUCGAACAGGUCCAGGCUCCGGGCAUCGGUGGACACUCUCACGGAGCUAUAAGAUUCUGUCUUCAUUCGAGACACCACUCGAACUGUUUCGGACAAUCUGUUUUCUUUAGGUGGCACGCUUAAGCCGUCCUAGAUCGUACUCGACGAGCGCUCGAUCAUCUACGAGCGAUUCUAUCGACCGCAAACGAAACGAAAUCGCGGUCACGCGAUAUGCCUGGUCCUUCAGGAUGCACUGUCUUUAGUUGAAGGACACUUCGAAACGGGUCCUGAAGGACGCACAGCGAUCCACGCCGGGAUGUUUCAUUCGAUUUUUCGUCGCGUAUUGCGCGCACUCGAAGAGAUUCCUGUUGUCGCCGCUUCUGAAACGCGAAGCUGGCUCUACCCGUACUUCCGGUUGGCGUGCAGGGCACCGUUUGCCCCUCCCCGAGACAACUGUUCCGAACAUUCAUACAUCGUUUUUGGAAGUUCAAGGUAUUAUCGCGUCUUUUAUGUUAAGUUUUAUGUUAAUUAGUUUUGGUAUUCGCGGAACAGUCUCGGGGUUUCGGGGUGCAAACGGUGUUCGAUCACGUCGAUCUCGCGCGCGCGCCUCUUUUUCUGCAAUUGUAUUGCAUGACCGUGUAGGGUUUUGUUUUUUCUUUUUUUUUUUUGUACGAUGAUCUCGAUCGCUGAUCGAGCACAGAGUUUAAUAUAUUGUAAGAUCCUAGGAAAAAGUGGGACCGGGCGAGCGGGACUCGAACCUGCGAUCUCGAGAUUCGCCGACUGGCCAAGCAUGAGCAUUUUUAGACGGUGUCCUAGCCUAAAUCUAAAUCCACUGAACUGAUUUCGAGAUGCGUGAAAUAUGCUCGUAGAACACUUGCAUUUUUAACAGUUGACUCCUUCAAAGUUCUUUUGAUAAAUCAAGUAGCGAUUUUGAGUGAAGUAACCAUUCGACUGCAGCUGAUUAAAUUAUUCGGUUGGCCAAUAAGCCAUUGCGUUUUUUCCCCAUAGAUUGCAAUACAGAAAAACGCAAUGGUUUAUUAGCCAACCUGAUACAAUAACUCUGUUCAUUUUGAUAACCCAGAGGUGCUAAUCUAAGAAGACCUUUCAAAACGCUGCCACUCAAAAAACUACUACAAGAAAAUUGUAUUUAUUAUGAUCUCUAGGCUAGAACACCCCCUAAACCAUCCCAGCCACGGAACCCUCCGACUUUUCCCAAUCUAAAGCGUUCUUAAAGGUCUGGGGGUCCUGAUCCCACGAUAUAUACAUUUUUCUAUAUAUAAAUAGUAUAUAUAUAUAUAUAAAUAUUUGUAUUAUAUCACGCGUAUGAUGAUUGGUUUCUAGUGUCGUUGUAAUUUAAUGAACGUUAUUUAAUUCUGUUUCCUAUUUCUCUCUAUCUAUCUAUCUAUCUAUCUAUCUAUCUCAUUGUUUCUCUCAGUAUUCUUUUCCUUUUUUAAACAAACCACGCCGUGAACAAUUGUGUGCACGAAACGAAUGAAAAUGAGCAAAAAAAAGAGAAAGCAAGAGAACGAACGACGAGCAGACUCGUCCGGUGACUGGUUCUCGAGUGCGUAUUCCACUGUUAGGAAAUUAUCCGAUCGCUGACGAGAACCGUGUUAAACGAGCCACUCGACGAUCUCGUCGAUCAAUGUAUUUAGAAAACGGACUCGCUUGCCAAGCAUUUAAUUACACCUAUUCCUCUGCAACCAGGUCGCGAUCCAACGAUCCUGGAUCCGAUCUAUGGCCACCGAUCGACGACCUCCCUCCGAUUUGUAUUUUAAUAGACAGAAAAUCGCAUCCGCUUUCUGCGAUGUUAGUUGUCUCUGCACUGGAGCACAGAGGUCCGAAAUAAACGAAACUUUUCGACGA
Messenger RNA from Megalopta genalis, 9162 nucleotides. The record is from RefSeq and is a predicted model, not a curated record. NCBI's taxonomy places the organism in Eukaryota, Metazoa, Arthropoda, Insecta, Hymenoptera, Halictidae.